AGAAGCUUUGGGAGCUUCUUCAAUCUUGAAACCAGCCUAUACGUGAGAGAGCUUCAUGGCGAAAUUGUGAUCAUUUGCGCUUUUAUCGACGUUCAAAACUACCACCAGCAUAGACAUGGCUUCAAAAUAUUUCUUCGCUGCGAAGAAGAACAAAAGGUGAAGAAGUUAUCAGCAAAGAAGGAAAAAUUUUGGUUUGGAACAUAGAAAUUUAAAAUGGAUUACAGGUACCGGUGAUACGUUAGUGAAUACAAUACAGAGAUGGCCAAUGAUGACGAUCACAUUUUAAAUUUCUGCUUUCAUUUACCAGAUCCUAUCUUUCAAAUGGCGUCUCAUCGCUACCUGAGCAAUUUGAUCACUGGAGUUAUCAACGCCAUCUUUGCACCGUUUGCUGUAAUUGCAAACCUUGUGGUGUUUGUAGCAAUCUUGCGGAGUCCGACCCUUCGUUGUACACCGUCCUGUAUGUUGAUGGCUUGUUUGGCCUUAUCAGACUUUUUAGUCAGUGUAAUCGUCCAGCCGGCGUACCUAGCUUAUCGACUGAGCGAAAACCAACACGGUUAUGUAAACUGUGGAAUAAGACUCCUUUAUGCAAAUGGUUUUUAUAUCUGCUACGGAGUCUCGUUCAUGUCCUUAAGCGCAAUAAGCUUUGAGAGAUAUCUCGCUUUAAGGCUUCACCUUCGCUACAAAUGUCUGGUAACUGUGCGUCGAGUAUUGAUUGUCGCAGUCUUGAUAUGGUUUCUAAACGUGGCUCUAACAUCUCUUCAGUGGGCUCGCAUUAACAAAAUCGCACGAGGCGCGAGUUUGCUUUUCUGGUUCAUGUCUCUUUUUAUCGCUGGGAUAUCUCAUUUUGGAAUCCAUUGGAUCGUGCGCCGCCAUUGUCGGCAUAUCGAGCGUCAUCAGAGGUUAUCAUCGGGAAAUCAAAACUUUCGAAUCCAGGUCAAGCUUGCAGUUAGCGUUGCCUACAUCGUGGGGAUCUAUUUCCUCUUUAACUUGCCAGUAUUGGUUGUUACCACUUAUCACCAAAUUGGGACUGGGCACAUUGACUCGUAUGAUUACUACAGCUGGAGUGAGACUGCGGCCUUCUUGAACUCCUUCAUAAAUCCCAUGGUUUGUUGUUGGAGGAGAGAGGACAUUAGGAAAGCCAUCAAAAAAGUACUACCAGCAAGAUUUAUGUAAGCAGUGUAUUGGAGGGAAUUUAGAACUGUUGAUAUAUAUAGGCUAUUACAGCUGGAGUGAGACUGCGACCAUUAUUAACUCUUUCAUAACUCCCACGGUUGUUGUAUGAUGAUGAUGAUGACUUUAUUCAAACUCGGAUGAAAAUGA
Stylophora pistillata is the source of this 1320-nucleotide messenger RNA. Its product is annotated as cannabinoid receptor 2-like. Lineage: Eukaryota; Metazoa; Cnidaria; Anthozoa; Scleractinia; Pocilloporidae. Gene Ontology annotation, cellular component: membrane. Gene Ontology annotation, molecular function: G protein-coupled receptor activity. The record is from RefSeq and is a predicted model, not a curated record. Gene Ontology annotation, biological process: G protein-coupled receptor signaling pathway.